This is a messenger RNA of Rhizophagus irregularis DAOM 181602=DAOM 197198, 1943 nucleotides long. The record is from RefSeq and is a predicted model, not a curated record. NCBI's taxonomy places the organism in Eukaryota, Fungi, Glomeromycota, Glomeromycetes, Glomerales, Glomeraceae.
AUUAUUCAUUUUUUUAAAAAAAGUUAAUUAUAUUAUUUUUAAAAGUCUAUAUAUAAAAGUCCAUAUAAAAAAAAUUGGGGUGAGUUUGUUUAGUAAUCAUGAAAAAAAAAGAAAAUUACUAAGAAUUACUCCGGCGUAUAUUUAUAUAAAUUUUUGGUCGAGUUUGUGAAACCAUUACAUUCGCAGCUGUUGAUCGAUCAACUUGGCUCUACAUCUCAUUACUAAUAGUUUUGGCUACUCGCGAAUUCGAGUUUAAAAAGCGAGUUGGGUGUGCGUAAUUUAUUUUAAACGACGUUACAAUAUUCAAUUUUGUAUAUUUAGUUGUACAUAAAGUGCUUUUAAAUUCUAAAAAAAUAAAAAAUUUGAAGACAGAAAUAUUUUAUUCAUAUUAUUUUUAUCGUGUGAUACUACUACCUUCUUGAAUUUGUUAUACUUUUAAUAAUGAGCUUUGAAAGCGAAGGCGAUUACAGUAGUGUUGCUUGGGAUACUGGUACUACUGAUUACUUAAAACCCGAAGAUUUAUUAGACCAAGUAGCUGAAGAACCCCCAUCUCAGGAUCUUACUAGGUCAACUAUUAAUUCAUAUGCUCCGAGUGUUGUAGUUCCUGCAGCAUAUCCUAUGACUAUCACUGUUACUUCACCAGUAAAAGAACUUGAUGGUACUAAGGAAGCUUUCAUUUCCUAUCUUAUCACCACAGAGACUACUUUAGAAACAUUUGUUGCACCAAAAGCUACCGUUAGAAGACGAUUUCAAGAUUUCGUAUUUCUAUGUAAUUCUCUUAGUAGAGAUUUUGCCGCGUGCGUGGUACCACCAUUGCCUGACAAACAUCGAUUAGAAUACAUAACCGGUGAUCGAUUUGGACCGGAGUUUGUUGAAAAACGCCGUGCAAGUCUUCAAAGAUUUUUGGAAAGAUUAGCUCGACAUCCAACUUUACAAAAGAGUGAAUAUUUUAGAAUAUUUUUAGAAUCAAGCGAAUGGAAUGCUGAAUCAUUUUAUAGGCAAAAGAAAUCUGGUGAUGGAGUUUUUGAGAAUUUUGGUGAUGCGUUACUUAACGCAUUUUCUAAAAUUAAAAAGCCUGAUGAAAGAUUUAUUGAAAUUAAGGAAAAUAUUGAUAAAAUUGAAGAAAACUUGCAAACAAUCGAAAGAUUAUAUUUUAAAAUCAUUAAACGACAAUCAGACUUAGAGGCCGAUUAUAGAGAAUUUGGUACUAGUAUUGUUAAUUUGGGACAAUUUGAAACUGGAAUUGAAACACAACUUAAGAAAUUUGGUGAAACAACUGAAAAAUUUGCAGAUGCAUGGAAGCGAAUGACGGAUAGGGAAGAAAGCGAGUACCUAAAUCAAAUUCGAGAAUUCCUUUCAUACUGUCACUGCGUUAAAAAUGUCUUAAAACUUCGGGAUCAAAAACAAGUUGAUUUUGAAGAACUUUCAGAAUAUCUUCAAGGAGCAUUGAUUGAAAAAGAGAAUCUUGUAAGUACUGGUAAAGGUUCUACGGGACUUUCUUCAUUCUUAGUGGAUUAUAUUAAGAAUGUAGAUCAAGAACAAGCUAAAAAAGAAAGAUUACAAAAACUGGAUGCUAAAAUUACUGAGUUGAAAAGGGAGGUCGAGAGUAGUAAUGACAUCUCAGAGAAAUUUUCCGAUGAAAUAGUUAAAGAAUAUGAAGUAUUUCAAAAUAUAAAAACUGUAGAAUUAAAAGAUUCUUUGUUAGCCUAUACUGAUAGACACGUGGAAUUUUACCGUCAGGGAUUGCAAUUAUGGGAAGAAAUUAUUCCAAUUUUAGAAGAUAUUACAAUCUAAAAUAAUAUGAUUUUUUAUAUAUUGGACAUUAUUCAAUUAGUUCAAUAGUUCAAUAGUUAAAUUAGUAUGAUUGUAGAUGAUGUAAACUAAAAAUGAAUUUUUUAUAUUAUUAUUAAAUCUGUAUUAUUUGUAUUAUUAUUAAAUAUUAU